Messenger RNA from Xyrauchen texanus (razorback sucker), 3554 nucleotides. RefSeq names its product meiosis regulator and mRNA stability factor 1-like. Bases 2 to 1468 code for a protein of 488 amino acids. NCBI's taxonomy places the organism in Eukaryota, Metazoa, Chordata, Actinopteri, Cypriniformes, Catostomidae. The record is from RefSeq and is a predicted model, not a curated record. The transcript has 8 exons.
GAUGUGUGAUCUGAUGGACCUGUUGGCUGAGAUUCCAGAUACGACGGUCGCAGUCUCCCAGCAGGACUCUGACACCAUCAUCUCCGUUCCCAAGAGAGAACGGACGGCAGAGGAAGUGGACCACACUCGACAGUUUGGGAAGGAGGUUGUAGACCUACUGAGACAUCAGCCUCACUUCCGUAUGUCCUUCAGCAAAUUCAUCCCCACAUAUCACCACCACUUUGGUCGUCAAUGCAAACUCUCCUACUAUGGCUUUACCAAACUCGUGGAGCUUUUCGAAGCCAUUCCAGAUGUUCUCAUGGUGUUGGAGUGUGGUGAGGAGCGGGUGUUAGCCCUGACGGAGGUGGAGCGUGUUAAAGCGUUAGCAGCUCAGCUGGUGAAGUUGCUUCGAGCCCAGAGAGACUCUGGCCUGCCUGUCCAUCAGCUGCUCUGUGAAUAUAGCAAGACGUUUGGCUACAGCCUCCGUCUGCAGGACUACGAUGCCAGCACUCUGCCCGCUCUGCUCGGCAAACUCUGCCAUGUGGUGAAGGUAGUCGAUGCUCCUGAAGGGAAAGAGGUGCAGCUUAUUAACAGGAAGUCCCUGCGUGCCUUGACGUCUCAGCUGCUGGCUCUUAUGAUGUCACUUCCUGACGAUCGGGAUUAUCUUGAAGUAGAAGAGCUGAGGAAGCAGUACGAGCUCACCUACGACAUGCCGCUGAACCCCUGCGAGUAUGGAUUCAUCUCGCUCGUGGAGCUGCUCAAGAGUCUGCCUUACCUUCUGCAGCUCUCUGUGGAUGAUGAUGAUGCUGUUGCUGAAGAGCGUGUGAAAUUGACGAGGCUUUAUCAGUUUGCCCGUAGUGUCCGUGCCCUGCUGCAUACGUACCACUAUAACCAGAUCUUCCUGUCCGAGUUCUGGGGUGCGUUCAGCAAAUACACCAGCCGAGAGUUUCAGCCACAGGCAUACGGCUAUAAGACGCUUGAUGAGCUGCUGGCUGCCAUUCCACAGGUCGUCUGGAUUAAAGGUCAUGGGCACAAAAAGAUCAUCGUCCUAAAGAACGACAUGAGAGCUCGUGGUAGUCCCGCGGUCACUGUAGACAGCCCUAAUCCUGAUGAGGAGAACCGAGAUGCUCACAGUCCAGCCAGCAGUGAGAUGGAGCUGCUCUGUUUGGGUUCUGGUUCUCCGGUGGAUCUUUUGUGCGCUCCUGUUCCGUCCUGUCUCCCGUCUCCUCAGCUGCGUCCUGACCCAGUACAGCUGCAGCCCAGAGAUCUGAUCCACUUUGAGAUGCAUUCACUUAAUCAGUGUGAACCAGAACCGGUUCACGAUCAGCAGCCCCAGUCUGCCAAAGAUCACCACACACCUGCUGAAAACAGUCCUUCGAGCAAACCCAACGCGAAAACAUGCACCACAGACAGUCCCGGCCGCAGAACAGGGCGCAACAAGGUUAAACUGGCAGCUAAUUUCUCCCUCACACCUGUCCUGUCUGUCUGAAGCCUCGGUGCGAUACACGCGUCAACACGUCACAUGACAUCUGAUCUCAAACAUGGCAAAUAUUUGGUGCCAGUGUAACAUGUUAAGAUGCUCUCGGCACUGCUGUAACAACCUCACAUGCAAUAGAUUGUGGUAUCCUAUAAGGUGAAUUUCUAUGUUUAAAUGUUCUGUUUUCAAACCUUUGAGUUAGCUGGACUGCAGGAUGUCGUGUUCUUGACUCUCAGAAAGGAGCAGACUGUUUGCUGCUUCAGCUCAAGAGGUUUUUAUUAUUAUUAUUAUUAUUAUUAUUAUUAUUAUAAGCUCACUAGUUAUCAGUCAGCUGAUUGGUCGAUCAGCUCUGAGCUGCAGUAACAUCAUGACCCGAUGUGAACAUGAACUGUGAUGGUGAUUCUCAAACGCACUUCCUCUGCAGGAAUCAGGACAAACCUCCAUUACAGUGAAUUUGACCCAUUGUUUCUGCUGAGACGCGCUGAUUUGAGACAUUAUUUGUGUUAUGUAAGCACAUGGGCUCCGUCUAAUGAUGUAGAGAAUGAAUUUGAUGGAAGGUGGAAUUCACUUUAUUCAGAUCAGAGAUCUCGAACGCUCCUUUUGUUUCUGCACAAGCGUCUGUAGGCGUCAGAUGAUCUGAUCUCACAGAUCCUUUUUUUCCUUUUUAAACUCUGUUUCAGAGCAGGAGUCUGUUAUUAAAGCACUCUUGGCUUUUUCCCCUCUUACCUGCUUCAUUAGUGGAAGUUUCCCUCGACACAUGACUUGCAGAAGUCGUCUUAAAUAACUUUCAUAUUCUGAAUGAAGUCCAUGUUUAUUGAAACUCUGCUGAUUAUGGAGGAUAUUCACGCCUGUGGUUUAAGGUUUCACUUUCGUCCAUGUUGAACACAUGCAGGAUAAUGUUGAAUUCUGGGGCCCCACACAUGCUCCGAUUCUAGUCCAGAGCACUUUGUCAAUAUUACAGAUAUUACUUUUGGCCAGAAGUUGGUUUGAAGUUCUAUGCACAUUGUGCAUAAACCCUUGUUUCAAAAGUGGUCGUUUAUGAGUAGCUGCAGAGCUUUACUGCAUUUCUUUUAUGCGUUUUGGCAAAAUGAUGCUAAUGAGAUGAUCUUGAUCUGUGUAGAUGUUCCUCUGGAAUGUCCAAGGUUGUUUGCUUUAACCUUGAGUUUGUGUCUUUGCUGUUUGCCUGAAAAUCAUCCAGAACGUUGAGGUCGUUCAGACUUCAGUGCGACACACAGCUGCUCUCUCGGGCUCUGUGGAUCGAGUCUGGCUUUUACAAUGGCUUGUAUUAGCCAUGGCGCUACCAGAGAGAGAUGCCAGUGCAGUGCUGCUCAUGUUUGACAGGAUUGGUUCAUGAUGAAGUUGUUUUGUGUUGUUAAUAUGUCUUUGGAUCAGACUUCUCCUGCGGCAGUGCAUUGCAUGAGCGGAGAGAUCAGACAUCGGCUGCUUUAAUGGAAAUCGAAACGGUUGGAGGUCGAAGAGAAGCUCUCCUCUAAGCACUCCCAGAUAGUUGCCUUCCGAUUGAUUGACCAUUCACUGGCGUCUCUGAGAACAUGUGCUUUUGAAGAUGUGUCGUCGCACGUCUUGUUUUGGGAGUUUCUGUGCGGGUGAGCGCACCAGUCUCGAGUCUUUGCCCCAGAUGUCUCUCGAUAACCUUUUUACUUUAAUGUUUUCCGAAUCCUUCAAAAUGGUACCAGCUAACUCUGAGGGGAAGUGUCUUUAGCAGAUAAACUGUACAUUAUUGUUUUUUCUAUGCAUGUUUGCAUAACUUAUGCCUCUUGUGGUGUCGGAUGGAGAUGUGAUCUGUAUAUUUAACAUUAUGUGUUGGAUCUACAGCAGAAAUUUGUCUGUACCGAUUGUGAUUUGUACAAUUAUAAUGUUUGUGUUUUGUAAUUCUCUCACGCACAUCAGACAACCACCGUGAAUCCGGAACGCCCCUCGAAAUCUCCUUUAGACUAAAUUAGAUGUAUGACGUGAAGUCACAGAUGCUCUUGCUUUAUGGUUUUAUUCUUCAGAACAUCUCCACCUUGAGAUCCUUUUUAGGAGUUUUAUUUUUGUGGAAUGACCAAAUGAUUUCUGUUAUGUGUAAUAAAUAUCACAA